Messenger RNA from Sinocyclocheilus grahami, 4041 nucleotides. Its product is annotated as KN motif and ankyrin repeat domain-containing protein 2-like. The transcript is spliced from 13 exons. Bases 558 to 3851 code for a protein of 1097 amino acids. Gene Ontology annotation, biological process: negative regulation of actin filament polymerization; negative regulation of transcription by RNA polymerase II; negative regulation of G1/S transition of mitotic cell cycle. The record is from RefSeq and is a predicted model, not a curated record. NCBI's taxonomy places the organism in Eukaryota, Metazoa, Chordata, Actinopteri, Cypriniformes, Cyprinidae. Gene Ontology annotation, molecular function: protein binding. Gene Ontology annotation, cellular component: cytoplasm.
AUGAAUAUGAUCAUAAUGGCGCUUUACAGUCCGUGUGGACGACGGAUGUCCUCGCCUUUACCGUGGGUCGGUCUGAAACGGCAUAUCCCGAGCAGCACUUCACCAGCGUUAAUUACAAGAUUGCAAUACAGCAAUUCAGUAUGACCGCAUUAAAGCUGAAUUUAAUACUAAUGAAUGAUUUUCGAUGUUUCCCGACCGUCUGUAAUAUUUAAUAAUUAUGAGGACGCGUGUUGUUUCUCGCGUUGCUGAACUAAUUGCUCUAUAUUGCGUGGACCGUUCAAGUGAAAAUAAGAAGAGCAAAUAUUUGAUGAGGAUAAUGGGAUUAAAGGAAGAGUGGACGCAUGUGUUGGCUCUUUAAGAGCAGAGGGAGGGGUUCGCUUCAUGGGUUGGCUGCGGUGUUUUUGUCUCUGUCAGUGAGACUGCUGGCCUUAUCGACUGAGGGGACUGGAAGGGGGAUUUUGGUGGCACUCAUAAGAGAGUCGAAGGAAUCGAAAGAGGAGAGCGAGGAGGUUGGGGAAGAGAGACCAUCAUUUCAGCACAGAGAGAUUGGCUGGUGAAUGACUAUCAUGGCUCAGGUGCUUCAUAUGGACUCCAGUUUUCCAGGGAAGAUUAACCCCCCAGAGCCCCCCUCCUUGCAUCGAAAGGACCCAGAGGCUCCAUACUCAGUAGAGACCCCCUAUGGCUACCGUCUGGACCUGGACUUCCUCAAGUAUGUCAAUGAUAUUGAAAAGGGCAACACUAUUAAGAAGGUGCCAGUGCAGCGGCGCCCACGUUAUGGCUCGCUUCCACGUGGCUAUGGCUACACGGGCUCCUGGUGGACCUCCACUGAGUCGCUGUGCUCCAACGCCAGCAUAGACAGCCGUCACUCAUCGUACUCCUACUGUGCGCCGGGAUUUCACAGCUCACAGCGACCCAGCUUCAGUACGGCACGUGUGGAGAAGACCUUGCUGGAUGCUCGCCGCAAGCUGGAGGAGGAGAAGGAUGGCCGUCGUUUCUCAAACCUGGGUAGCAUGCACAGUAGCGUGGCGGGCUCCAACACCUCCCUGUCCAGUGCCCACAGCUUCAAUCGUGCCCAGGGUGGUGGCUCCUACACGACAGUGAGCUCCGGCUUGUCCACACCUGUCUCACCGACGCCCGCCCAUCUGCAGCACGUACGGGAGCAAAUGGCCGUUGCCCUGCGGAAGAUCCGGGAUCUGGAGGAGCAGGUGAAGACCAUCCCGGUGCUGCAAGUGAAGAUCUCCGUGCUUCAGGAGGAGAAGAGGCAGCUUAGCGUGCAACUCAAGAGCCAGAAGUUCCUGGGCCACACACUGGGGUUCAGUCGGAGCCGUCCACGAGGAGAGCUCUAUAUCGACAUACCCGAAGAGGAGACGGGAAACAGGACAGGUGCCGCGAAUAGAGCCGCAGGAAGUCUUUCACCUACCACUCCGGGUUCCCUUCAGGACUCAGGAUGUGAAAUCGAGGAGACUGUAAUUGUCAGUGGAGCUCGUCCAGGUGCAAAGCGGGAGGUGCGAACUGUCGGUGUAGGGCCUGAGGUGGAAGAAAGGGCUUGCCGUCAAGUCGGAGUAGGGGUGCGAGAAGAGGACUUGGGGCUGCUGCCUGAAACCGAAGCCCUCAAGACUAAGGUGGGGCUUUUAGAAGUUCAGCUGAGGAAAAUGAUGCAGGAGCUACAGAGCGCUCAGCAGCAAGUCGAAGCAGCUCAGAGAGAGAGGCAAGCUCUUUCCCCUCAGGUAGACCAUGCGGUGAGAGCCACCAGUCUCGGCUGGAAGGAGCAGCAGGGUCAGGCUGGUGUGGGCCUGCACACAGUUGUCAGUUUUGCUCAGCAGCCUCAUCAGCAGAGGACCGUGGGGAUCCAAGUGUACACACUGGAGCAGACCACUGUGGUGGGUGUGGGGACACUGCUAAGAGCCCAGGGUUGCACUUCUCCCAAUCAGCCUGUGUCUGCACAGGAAGGACCCCACAGAAUACAUGCAGAGUCCCCAGCUGCAGAGGAAUCGCCGCUUGAGUUUCCCAUUGCAAUAAGCUCUAAGCAGGUGCGGGAGGUCUUGAAAAGUGAAGUGUCCAAAUCAGUGCCUGUGAUCAACCAGGCAACUGCUAUGGAGACAAAAUGCAGCCAAGUGGCUGCCGUCUGCCAACGGUUAAAAGAGGGUGAGAUUAACCAGAAACAAGCAGAAGAAGCCACCCAAAUCGAUCCAGCAAAACCAGCCUCUCCUCAGUCCACCCUGAGGUCAAUAAUGAAACGAAAGGCUGAUGGGGAACCUGGCUCUCCGUACACCAAAAAGAACCUGCAGUUCAUAGAAGUCAAUGGAGGGUACGAGUCGACAUCAUCUGAUGACAGCAGCUCGGAAAGUUCAGAUGAGAGCGAUGCAAGUGAAUACCACGAGGCUACAGAGAAACUACCGGAAUCUGCGGAGCAGCAGUCUCAGGUGAUCUCCUGCAACCCCCAGCCCAUCUGUGAGACAGCAGCUGCCCAAAGACCUCAGUACAGCACUGCCCAGCCACCAGCCAAUCACACUGCACCACAGCAAAGCGCCAGCCAAUCACAAGCUACUGAUGCAGCUACCCAGCAACAUGUCACCCAAUCACCAGCAGCAGAGGCAGACAUACAGCACUCUGUAAACCAAUCAUCAGUGACCACUAUGGCUCAUCCGGAAGGCAUCGUUCAAUUCACAGAGGCGAAAUGUGUUUUCCAAGGGUAUACCUCUCAAAGCACUGACGCGUCUCUUGAACAAGACUCUGUCCAGUUAUCAUACACCAGCACUACGGUGCACCAAUCAAAAUCCACCGAUUCAAACGUCCAGCCAAAUGUCACUCAGCCAGAGGUGUCCGGCCUUUCUGCUCAGCAGACAACCACUCAUUCACAAUCCACCGGUGCCAAACUUCAGCCAGAUGUUAGCCAAUCAAAAACCACUGACCUCACCACCCAACAAGGAGCAACACAGUCACAAUCUACUGAUGCCUCAGCAAAACAGGACAUAGCCAUAUCCUCCGCCACGGAUCCAGCCGCUGAUACAAGCACCACCCCCACUAACAAACAAACAAGCAGACUGGAAUUGAGUGGCAGCCUCAUGGUGGCUCUCCACACCUUGCAGAAGGCACUCAGUGAACCAAAUGCAUUUAGCCAUCAAAAUGCAAGGACAGCCUACACCACGGUUCUGCAGGAGUGGCUCAGAGUGUCCUGUCAUAAGGCUGCUGACACUGCAGUAGUCAAAGCGUACAUGGACACCUUUGCCUCCAUUUCCCCCCAGCUACUUGAGUUUGUCAUCAACAUGGCUGACGGCAAUGGAAACACAGCUCUGCACUACACUGUUUCUCACUCCAACUUUCCUGUAGUUAAGCUACUGCUGGAUACUGGUCUCUGUAAUGCUGACAAGCAGAACAAGGCUGGUUACACAGCUAUUAUGUUGACAGCUCUUGCUGCCUUCAACUCUGACAGUGACCUUCAAACCGUCCUUCAGCUGCUCUGCACUGGCGAGGUCAAUGCCAAAGCCAGCCAGGCGGGGCAGACGGCACUGAUGCUAGCGGUCAGUCAUGGCAGAGGGGACAUGGUGAAAGCUCUGCUGUCCUGUGGAGCUCAGGUGAACCUGCGUGAUGAUGACGGCUCCACAGCGCUCAUGUGUGCAUGUGAGCAUGGACACGUGGACAUUGUGCGCCAGCUGCUGUCUGUGCCAGGCUGUGAUGCUACGCUCACUGAUAAUGAUGGCAGCACAGCUCUCUCCAUAGCACUGGAGGCCAGUCAGAAUGACAUUGCCGUGCUUCUGUAUGCGCACCUCAAUUUUGCAAAGCCGCCUUCCCCUGUGUCACCAAAGUCUCCAAUUCUGGGAUCUUCUCCGCCCUCUUCUGAACGAAAGUAAAUGGAUGUCAUGAAUCUGAUGUCACCUCCUCCAGCAAACGAUCCUUAUCCAUUCCAAUGUCUGUGUGUGAGUUUUUGUGUGUUUGUGUACAUGUGUAUGUAUACCCACAAGUUAGCAUGUAAAACUUUUAGAAAUAUACAAAUUGUGCACUCUUCAAAGAAUUAGCACUUGACACCAUUGGUCCUUGUAU